This is a messenger RNA of Puccinia triticina, 1401 nucleotides long. RefSeq lists its product as uncharacterized. Gene Ontology annotation, molecular function: poly(A)-specific ribonuclease activity. NCBI's taxonomy places the organism in Eukaryota, Fungi, Basidiomycota, Pucciniomycetes, Pucciniales, Pucciniaceae. The record is from RefSeq and is a predicted model, not a curated record. The transcript has 4 exons. Bases 1 to 1401 code for a protein of 466 amino acids.
AUGGACAACGAAAGCCAAAUCGCAGAGAAACGCAGGGUUAGAGCCGAGAAGAAAGCCGAAAAACAAGCACAGGCAGCAAACGUGGAGUCGGACCCGACAAUCCCGCUGAGAAAGCCGGGCAACGGUUCAGAAAAGACUCGGAAAGCUUACAAACCUAGAGAGUCAAAAUCUGUUGUUCACCGCGCUCCUCCCACUGGUCAACAAGUGACGGCUAGUAUUCAUCAAAAUGGGAAAUCUAUCAAGAUCAUGACUUGGAAUAUUUUGGCACAGUGCCUCGUUCGAAGGACUUUAUUCCCCGGGAGUGAUUGUCUAAAGUGGAAAGAUAGAGGGCCGGCGAUUACUCAAGAAAUCGUCGAUUACAACCCCGACGUGGUCUGUCUCCAGGAAGUGGACCGUCUGGAAGACCAUAAAGCGGUGCUCUCCGCAGCAGGAUACGAAGUGCUGCACGUGAUCGGUGGAUACGAAGAAGAAGGAAAGCAGCACGGAUUGUUGAUCGGAUGGAAAGAUGACUUACUUAACUUGAUCGAUCAGAAAGUGAUCAGGUUUGACGAGCAGGAGUUCAAGUCGCGCGUGGGCCUGAGCAGGGCGACUCGGAACGUCGCGUUGAUCGCCGGGUUGGCUUUCAAGCAUCAUCCUGGCGGCUUGGUUAUUGGCACUGCCCAUCUGUUUUGGCAUUCCCGGUACUCCUACGAACGGACUCGUCAAACGGCCUUCCUCGCCAAAGCGCUUGCUGAAUUUAGGAGCGAGGAUCGUGAUACAACCAACUGGCCUGUCUUCUUGGCGGGCGACUUGAACGAACAGCCUGGUGGACCCUCUUAUCGACUGCUCUCAGGCGCCGCCCUCCCGGAGAAAGAACAGCUUAUUCUCAAGGAAUCGGCCCUGAUACACAAGUCGGCCGAUCGACUGUUUACCAACAUAGCAGACGAGACGUACGUGACUUUUGAGGGGGAUGAAGACCGGGUCUUCAAAGACGUCAGACCUAGCCGACCAGAAGAUGGCCUGUUUGAUCUUCAAGAAUUGGAGGAACUUUUUGGCUCGCGUCGUUGGUUAAGUCUCUACGGAAAUUGGGCAGAUAAAAUGAUCAAUGAAGAAGGUAACUGGUUUAAGGAUCGCCCUGAAUUCAAAGACCCCGGGCAGAACGGAAAGCUGGUACCUUGCCUGGAUCAACUUGGGUCUGGACAAUACGAACCAAUGUGGACCAACUUUACACCUCUUUGGAGAUGCACGCUAGACUAUAUAUGGGUGCUUUGUACAGGAGCAAGUUCGACCAGUGCUAUUGAGGUUCUUGCGCUCUUGCCCACCCAUCGGACUGAGGCUCUUGAACCUGGCCUUCCCCGCUUGGGGGUCGAGCCGUCCGAUCACAUCCCACUCAUGGCCGAAGUAAUGAUCCCAUGCCUGUAG